This is a messenger RNA of Mytilus trossulus (common blue mussel), 4164 nucleotides long. RefSeq names its product interferon-induced very large GTPase 1-like. The record is from RefSeq and is a predicted model, not a curated record. Bases 1 to 4164 code for a protein of 1387 amino acids. Lineage: Eukaryota; Metazoa; Mollusca; Bivalvia; Mytilida; Mytilidae. The transcript is spliced from 8 exons. Gene Ontology annotation, molecular function: GTP binding.
AUGGAUGAUAGAGUGUUUGUUGGGUUGGUUAUAGCAAUCCUUGCGGUAUUAAUCUAUUAUCAGUGGACAUUCGUUGCUUGUCUUCUGACAAUUGUUGGAACCGGAGUAGCUGUUCGAAGACAAAUAGCAGUGACAGACAAUCAAAAAUUUAGAAAAGAUCUGCAGACCAAUAUAAGAGGUUCAGAUAAAUGUAGCAGUGCAAGGAAUAUUCAAACUUUGGAGAUGAGUCGAAUGCAUGCAAAUGACGAUGAAAACUGUAAUGUUGACAGAAAUGAGGGAGAAAAUGAUGAAAAGGAACCUAAAAAAGAUCUUCAGACCAAUAUACUUAUAAUAGGUGCAGAUAAAAGUAUAGAUAAUAUUAAGACUCCGGAGACGGAUCGAUUGGAUGCAAAUGUAGAUUAUUGUACUGUUGAUACGAAAGAGGAGCACAGUGAUAAAAAGCGAUAUUAUCAAAUAGGAGAAACAUUUUCAGAGACAACGCUAAGGGAUGACACAAACGUAGCUGCUAUUUACAGCGACACAGCUAAUAAAGCAGGCACAAGCUUUCACGAAGAGGACAGGGAAGACAGAGAGGAAUUCGUCAGUGAAGUAAAAAGCCACGAAGAUGACAAAAAGCCAGAGGCUACCAGUAUUAAAGAAAAGGAGAUGGAUGUACGUGUAUUAGGUAGUGUCUAUGGUCGAAGUACCGAAAACACAACUACAGCUCAAUGUAUAUCACACGAAACUAACGAGAGGAUCAAAAUCAAAAGCACUGAAAACAUUGAAAAGGCAUUAGAUAUGCAAAAAGGCCAGUCCGCUAACGAUAAAUCUGGUACCAAAAUAGCUGAACAAGUGAUCGACGAAACAAACAUUAUCAAUUCUACAGAGAUUUUGAAUAUCACGUGUGCAAGUGUUGAAAACUCUUUGAUAGAGUCGACAAGUUCGGACAACAGGCUUCAAUGUACAUUAGAAGAAUAUGGAUUAGAUAAUUGUCACUGGUCAAGAAUAUUGAAGGAUCAUCUAGGUGUUACAACAGUACAACAACUAGAAUACUUAGAUGGAGAGGACACACAAAAGCUGAAAGAACAUGUUCGUCAUAACUGGGAGAAAAAGGCAUUAGACAAAUUGUUCAUUCAAGACGAAUCCAAUGUAAAAUAUAAAAGUGAUGCUACAAAAGGAAGCACUGAAGAAACAGUGUCCAAAAGAACGAGUGAAAACCAUUUUGGCCAAAAGAAAUCAAAAAUUGACAAUGAUAAUUCAGAAAACGUUUCUGUUCAUAUCUCACAGGAGCAAACACUGGCCGUUGUCAACAAACUUGGAUUGCGUGGCUUUUUCCCAAAUGGGCUUACAUUACAAAGCAUUAUACGAAUUCAAAAACUAAGCAAUCAUGAUAGAUUUGAUGAUAUACCGUGGGUUUUUAUGAGAAAUAUCAUGAUGAUUAACUGGACAGCUCGAGAUAUCUUAAUUGAACGACAUUUAGAAAGAUUAUGGGAAUCGCAGCAGAUGUCGACAGAGGAUUGGAAUUUCGAAAGUACGAACAAAGAUACAGAUGUACCAAAAAACACUCCGCAGACGAUCAAUCCACUUGAUUUGAUUGUCGCUUUAUGGCAGUGUUGUUCUCCAAUUUUACUACAGGUUCUGUCUACUAAAAUGUUCAUGUGUCGUCUUUCAAUUCCAUUUUCAUUACCACCAAGAGAGGAUAGUCUACCUGUUUUAUCUGUCUGGGGAAUACGUCAAAUCAUCAUAGAGCAGAAGACAAUUGGUGGAACGUUACAAACGUCAGCAUAUAAGUGUCCAUGCCAUGUCGUAUCAUUCAUUAGGUUGGGAAAGAUAUGUAUAUCAAAAUCGAAACUGAUAAAUCAGCUCCUAUCAGAACAGUACCAUGACACGUUUUUCAACCGAGACUGUCCUUUGGGUACAACUAAACGUCUAAUUAGCGACGGCUUGCUUGAAGCAGCUUGGCAUUUACCAAGAGAAAAUUCAGAAAAUGUCAUGUUAUACCUUAAUUUACGUGGUGAUGGGUUACUGCAUGACACGCAAAUACAUGUUAUAUCUCAAAUUUCCUCUGUAGUAGUGAUUUUGAUGGACAUAAGUCUUCUCAGUCAAACAUCAUCUACGGAAAUUUUACAUAAGAUGUAUGAAAGUACAACAGGCGUAGUUCUCGGCAUAGAUGCAUGCAAUAGAUCUGAUCUCGAAGCUAGAGCAAUUUGUUUGAAACAUUUAACAGACAAUUCAAAUUACCGUAAUAAGAUUAAAGUUUGCAAACUUGCUGUUGACGAUACUAUAUCAAGUUUUUCUUUAAUAAAGAAAGAAAUGAUGAAAGGAGUGACCGAUAUCGCCAGUUGUGAUCCAAUGAUAUCAUUUUCGAAACGGCUAAAUAAAACUAAGAAAGACUGUUAUCAUAUUGAUGAGGAUUCAAAAAUGUUUCAACAAGCCAUUAAAAAAGCAGCAGAAAUUACUCAGUUGCUACAAGAUGAUAGCAGUAAUUUAAAAGAUAGACAUGUCCCCCUGCAAGGAAAUCUUUGGCGACAAUUUAGUGAAAUACAAAAGGCAAAAAAGCAGUCAACUUUGCACCAACCUAUCACCGACGAGGAAAAUAAAAAAGAAGAAAUGAUGAGACAUCGCAAAGAGCAGCUUAAAAUACUUAAACAACAAAGAAAUCUUAUGAAAAGGUUUCAAUCAAACCUUUUAGACAACAAAUCUGACGAAGAUUGUAUUCUAUUUAUCACCUACUUAAGGUUAUUUCUAGAUGAUGUCUCAAGAAACAGCCUGCCUGCAUACCUUAAUCAAUAUCAAAUGGCAUGGCAAGAGCUUAAAACUGAAAGAGAUAACAAGGAAAAGAAGAUGGAAGUUUUACAAGAAAGGCUUAAACAGGCAGAAUAUAAUUUAGCUAACGCUUCGUUCGGUUACGAACAUCUUGUCCGAGAAUGUGGUCAGAUAUAUGAAUGCAUUAUAGAAUGUGAUGAAAAAGAUCUGAUUACCAAAGCAAAAGAUCUAAGCAAAAUUUGCGCAAAAAUUAUUCUGUUAGGACAACCAUUUGAAAUAAUGGAUGGCGAUGCUGCAAAUGUACCUAUAAAAUGGAUCAGAGCUGUUUUCACACAGUUACGAAAAAUAACCAGAAACAAGAAAAUACUUGCCUUAUCCGUUUUAGGUAUACAAAGUUCAGGCAAAUCAACAUUGCUUAACACUAUGUUUGGUUUACAAUUUGCGGUAAGUGCUGGUCGUUGUACAAGAGGGGUUUAUGUUCAGCUUGUGCCAGUGAACAGUGAACAAUUUAAAUUUGACUAUAUUCUUGUCGUUGACACAGAAGGCCUUCGUGCCUCAGAACUUGGAAACCAAAAACGGGAUCAUGACAAUAAACUGGCAACUUUUGUUAUCGGACUAGGUGACAUUACUAUUAUCAACAUAAAAGGAGAAAAUACAGCAGAAAUAACAGAUAUAUUACAAAUAGCUGUUCACGCAUUCCUUCGGCUGAAGUUGGUAAAUCAAAAGUUAAAUCUUAAACAAAAAUGCAUAUUUGUCCAUCAAAAUGUACCUGCUACAGAUGCAAGUGAUAAAAUGUUACACGGGCGUAAGAAACUGGUUGAAAGUCUUGACGAAAUGACAAUAGAAGCCGCUAAACAAGAACAAAUAACAAAUGUGCAGACUUUUGACCAGGUAAUCGACUUUGAUAGUGAGAAAAAUGUAUGGUAUUUUUCAGAUCUUUGGGUUGGAGAUCCCCCUAUGGCACCAACUAAUCCAGGUUACAGUAAAAGUGUUGCAGAUGUUAAACACGCUAUAUUAUAUGAACUUACACCCAAAAGAGACACAUUUUUUACCAUAAAAGACACACUGAUUCGUAUGGAAGAUUUAUGGACUGGUAUAUUGAGAGAUGACUUUGUAUAUGGUUUUCGAAACAGUCUUGAAAUGAAAGCAUACAGCACCAUGGAGAAAAGAUAUCAAGAAGUACAUUGGAACUUGCACAAGUUUUUCUAUGAAUUUGUUAUAAACAAGGCAAAAACGGUGAUCGAGAGUAGCAGUGAAGAAGAUGACCUGGAAACAAGAAGUGUACAGAUAAGAAAGGAAUUAAAACAGGAAGCAGAGUCUAUUGUGAACAUUCUUUUAGCCGAAUUGGAUUCGUUUGUCAACACUAGUGACUUAAAAGAUGCAUGUCUCAGUGGACCCCGACAAGGGCAUUGCGUUUGA